Messenger RNA from Eruca vesicaria subsp. sativa (arugula), 264 nucleotides. Lineage: Eukaryota; Viridiplantae; Streptophyta; Magnoliopsida; Brassicales; Brassicaceae. The record is from the annotation of a GenBank genome assembly.
AUGGAAAAUCUCUCUACUUUGCUCAUAGUAGCUCUCCUCCUUUGCGCCGCCACGCUAACGUGCACAUCCCGCCCUGAACCGGCCGACUUCGCCUCCAUAACAAUCUCUCCGGCCGAUAUACGUAGUCUGGAAAUGAUAGAAUCAAAACUACAUGAAGUGGCAGACGAGAGCUGCGAGAAAGAUAACGACGAAGAUUGCUUAAUGAGAAAAACAUUGACGGCUAAUCUUGAUUAUAUCUAUACACAGAAGAAUAAUAAUCCUUAG